AUGGCGUCCACCGACGAGAAGCCACCCAUCGAUGGCAACAACGACCUGACCAUGUCCCGCACGCCGCCGGGUGACCAGCACGGCGCCUACCUCAAUCCCGCCAUCAUGGAGGAGGAUUACGAUGGCAAGCCCACCGAGGAGGAGAUGAAGACGCUGCGCCGCGUGCCCGGCAAGCUCCCCUUCGUUGCCUACCUGAUCUGCAUUGUCGAGUUCUGCGAGCGUGGUUCGUACUACGGCGUGCAGCCGCUUAUCAGCAACUAUGUCAACCGGCCUCUGCCGCCCAAUGGCAACGGUCUUGGUGCCCCGCCCCGUGGCACGCAGGAGACGGGCGGUGCUCUCGGCAUGGGCACUGUCGUGUCCAACGCUGUCUCGCAGUCGUUCUCGAUGCUUGCGUACGCCCUGCCCUUGAUCUUCGGCUACCUGGCCGAUGCCCGCACCGGUCGCUUCAAACUCAUCUGCUGGGGUGUCGGUGUUUUCGGUGUUGCCCACGUUCUGCUCGUCGCUUCGGGCGCUCGCUCGCUCCUUGAGAGCGGCCACGCCAAGAUUCCCUUCUUCCUGUCCGUCUACAUUCUGUCUGUUGGUGCUGCCAUGUUCAAGCCCAAUGUCUCGCCCCUGCUUCUCGAUCAGAUGGUCAACACUGUACCCAAGGUUGUGGUCACCAAGUCUGGUGAGCGUGUCAUCGAGGACCCGGAGGCAACCACCGAGCGCGCUAUGCUCUGGUUCUACCUGGUCAUCAACAUUGGUGGCUUCAUGGGCCUUGCCACGGGCUACGCGGAGAAGUACGUCGGAUGGUAUCUGGCGUUCCUGAUCCCCUUGUUGCUGUAUAUCCCCCUGCCUGGUCUUCUGUGGUUCCUGCACAAGCGCCUGAUUCUGCACCCCCCUGGCGGCAGUGACAUGGUCAACGUUUUCCGCGUCGUUGGUAUCUGCAUUCGUCGCGGUGGCAUCAAACACAUUGGCCGUAGCGGCUUCUGGGACCUGGCGAAGCCGUCCGCCAUUGCCGCUGCCGGCCUGCACUACCCUGUUCGCUGGAACGACGAGUUCGUCGACGACGUGCGCCGCACCUUCCAGGCGACUGGUAUCUUCUGCUUCUUCCCCAUCCAGUACCUCAACGACAACGGUAUCGGCUCGGCCGCUAAUUUCCUGUCGACGAUGCUGACGACCAACGGUGUACCCAACGAUGUCAUCGUUAACUUCAACUCGCUGUCCAUCAUUGCGUGCGCGCCGCUGCUCAACUACGGCCUGUACCCUCUGCUGCGCCGCGCCAACAUCCACUACGGUCCCAUUACCCGCAUCACCACAGGUCUGGCCAUGUCGACAGUCGGCGGCGUUGGCUACACGGUGCUCAACUACUACGCCUACAAGUUGUCGCCGUGUGGCAACUACGGUUCGUCGAACUGCACGGUCGGCACUGGUGUCGCGCCCAUUUCCAUUUGGUACAUGGCCAUUCCCUACGCACUGGGUGGCAUCUCGGAGCUGUUUGUCAACGUUCCGGCCUACGGUAUCGCUUACUCGCGUGCGCCUGUCAACAUGCGUGGUCUCGUGUCCGCCCUGAACCUGUUCAACACUGCCAUUGCCUACAUCAUUGGCCUGGCAACGUCGUCGAUCAUUGUCGACCCUCACCUGACCUGGGACUUCGGUGGCACGGCCAUUGCUGGCGGUAUCCUGACCGUUGUCUUCUACUUCAUGUUCCGGCACAUCGACAAGGAAGAGUACACGCUGUCGCAGAACCGCGACUACGAGCUCAACCUGGAAGGCACCGACAAGGUGGUAGGCAUCAACGAGUACAACCAGACGCACAACCUACCGGCCCCCAUUGCCGAGAACGAGGAGAUUAUGAUGACACCCAAGCAGUAA
Molecule: messenger RNA, 1854 nt
Organism: Sporothrix brasiliensis 5110
Lineage: Eukaryota; Fungi; Ascomycota; Sordariomycetes; Ophiostomatales; Ophiostomataceae
Product: oligopeptide transporter
Exons: 2
Coding region: 1-1854 (617 amino acids)
Biological process (GO): transmembrane transport
Cellular component (GO): membrane
Molecular function (GO): dipeptide transmembrane transporter activity
Source: RefSeq, a predicted model, not a curated record